Molecule: messenger RNA, 2777 nt
Organism: Spea bombifrons (plains spadefoot toad)
Lineage: Eukaryota; Metazoa; Chordata; Amphibia; Anura; Pelobatidae
Gene: SART1
Product: spliceosome associated factor 1, recruiter of U4/U6.U5 tri-snRNP
Exons: 21
Coding region: 103-2406 (767 amino acids)
Biological process (GO): maturation of 5S rRNA; mRNA cis splicing, via spliceosome
Cellular component (GO): U4/U6 x U5 tri-snRNP complex
Source: RefSeq, a predicted model, not a curated record
GUGAUUUACGCAAUUAAGAAUGCGACAGUGGCAGUGUGACGUCGGAAGUGCGACUCCUGUGGCCGACAUCUUGAGUAACGAAGCUAUCACGGUGAUUUAACUAUGGGCUCUUCUAAGAAACACAAGGAGAAGGAUCGUGACCGAGAUGUUAAAACAUCAAGUGGAGGAGAUGACCGUCACCGUGAACACAAGAAGCAUAAGCACAAAGAGCGUGAGAGAGAGAGGCGAAAGCGUUCUAGAGACCGAGGCAGAGACAGAUCACGUGAUAGAGAAGGCAAGGCUAGGUCAAGCAAAGAUGGAGAAUCUCGCAGGAUUAAGAAGGAGAAGUUGGAUCCUGCUUACGAGCAAGGUGCUGCUCCCAAAUCAGCUUCUGGGGAUUCUUCUUUGACUAUUGAAGAGACCAAUAAACUUCGUGCAAAACUUGGCUUGAAACCACUGGAGAUGAAUGAAACUAAAACUGAAUGUGGCAGUAAAGAAGAUCCUGUAGCUGCUGCAGUCAUUAAUCCACUCGCUCUCCGACAUCAGCAGGAACUUAGAGAGAAAUUAGCUGCCGCAAAAGAGAAGAGGCUUCUAAACCAGAAAUUGGGCAAAAUCAAGUCUCUGGGAGAUGACGAGCUAUGGUUAGAUGAUACAGCCGCAUGGAUUGAGAAAAGUCGAAAAAUUCAAAUAGAAAAGGAAAAGGCUGAGAAAAGGGCAAAACUUCUUGCAGAAAUGGAUGAAGAAUUUGGAGUGUCUAAUCUUGUGGAGGAAGAAUUUGGGCAAAAUAAGCAUUACACCUCCCAGGAUCUGCAGGGGCUUACUGUAGAGCAUAAGAUUGAGUCGUUUAAAGAGGGGCAGACUGUUAUCCUUACGCUAAAAGACAAAGCUAUUCUGGAUGAAGAUGAAUCUGAUGUCUUAGUAAAUGUCAACAUGAUAGACAAAGAGAAAGCAGAUAAAAAUGUUGAACUCAAGAAGAAGAAACCCGAUUAUAAACCAUAUGAAGAAGAGGAAAGUGUGGAAGAUAUGGCUAUAUUAAAGAGCAAAUCUGUACUGUCCAAAUAUGACGAGGAGAUAGAUGGGGAAAAAAAGAAAUCCUUUCGCUUGGAAUCAGGGGGAGUUGCCGAUGGAUCCUGGGAAAAGGAACUGCAGAAUAUUCGGGAGACUCUACAUAACCAGGCGCAAACCCUAGACCUGCCAAGGCUCAAAAUUGCAUCUGAAUACUACACACCCGAGGAGAUGGUCUCCUUUAAGAAAACAAAAUGCCGGGUAAAAAAGAUUCGAAAAAAAGAAAAGGCGGUUCGGGCUGAUGAAAUUCUUGCCAUAGCUCCUAGUACCAAGGAAAGUGACUUUGGGUCCAGGACCCGUGGUCGUGGACGUAGGCGCGUAGAACAUUCUGAUGAAGAACCAGAAGUGGAGCUACCUGCACCAGUACAACAGUCUGAUGACGUUCGUGUUGACAAUAUGGAUAUCAGCGAUCAAGAAGAAAUAGGAGACUCUCCUGUUUUGGAAGAAGAUGAAUUGGAGACAGAGUUACAGAAACAGCUAGAAAAAAGCAGGCGAUUAAAACAAAUCCAGCAACAGAAGGCCAGCAGUGAAAAGGUUGUGUCCUUGGUGAAAAGGUUAGAGUCUCAGAGUCAAGAUGAAGAUGAGGAUGAUGACGAUAAGAGAGGCUCCAUUGUGUUCAAUGCAACUUCAGAAUUCUGUAGGACCCUUGGAGAAAUACCAACAUAUGGCCUUGCAGGCAAUAGAGAGGACCAAGAAGAUUUGAUGGAUUUUGAGAAGGAAGAGGAGGAGUCUGGUAAUGAGGGUGGAGAGUCUGAUGGGGAUGAGAACAUUGGCUGGAGCAUGGUGAAUCUUGAUGAUGAAAAGAACCAGCAAGAUUUUUCUACCUCUUCCACUACCAUUUUAGAUGAAGAACCUAUUGUAAACCGAGGUUUAGCUGCUGCUCUACACUUGUGCCAGAAUAAAGGUCUAUUAGAAACAACCAUGCAAAAAGUAGCCCGCGUUAAGGGUCCUGUUAAGUCUCUUCCAUCUGCUGUAUACUGCAUAGAGGACAAAAUGGCCAUUGAUGAUAAGUAUAGCAGGCGAGAAGAGUACAGAGGGUUCACUCAAGAAUUCAAGGAGAAGGAUGGAUAUCGUCCUGAUGUGAAGAUAGAAUAUGUGGAUGAAACAGGGCGGAAACUCUGUCCUAAGGAGGCCUUUAGGCAGUUGUCUCAUCGGUUCCACGGUAAGGGAUCUGGUAAAAUGAAAACGGAGCGGCGGAUGAAGAAGCUAGAUGAGGAAGCGCUCCUAAAGAAAAUGAGCUCCGGAGACACACCAUUGGGUACUGUGGCUUUACUUCAGGAGAAGCAGAAGGCACAGAAAACUCCAUAUAUCGUGCUCAGCGGUAGUGGGAAGAGUAUGACUGCGAACACGCUCAUUAAGUAAAAGAAACUGCAAGAAGUGUACGUUCUACUGAAGAAAAAAGAUCAGAGUAAACAUUUUUAAGCUUCUGUCUUGAGUACGGAGCGAGCCCUGUCUGCUGAUUUAUGUACAUAUUCAUGUGCUGUCCCCAACACCUCUCUGGAUACAAGACUUAUGUUAACUUGGUUGUAUUGUCCCCAUAAACUUUGGGGCUACAUCAUGGACCGCAGAAAUAUGGGAUGAAAUGCAUUGAUUGGUUUUUAUAAUAAAGGGAGAUUUAUAAUUUCUGUACAUUUGGGGUAUGCUGGGAUCCAGAAAUACUCCAUUUUUUUUUCUUUAAUUACUUUCACAAUACCUUUUUUAAAUGCAUAAUAAAGUUGUAUUGUGAAAUGAAA